GGCAUUGCGCCCCCAGCGGCGGUGCUGCGGUGCUGCAGCUACUGCGCCAGGGUUAAAAAGCGGCGGGCGGCGCGCCGGGGCCACAGUGAGGGGUGUGUUUGAACAAAAGGCACAGAAAAGUUAGGAGCGGAUUUUUCCGACGUCUGACCUGCAGCAGCAUCCGUCGAGAGCAUCAUGGCAAAUAAAGCACAGCAGCCUCCUUAUCUGCACCUGGCCGAGGUCACCGCAUCUCAGUUCCUCGACAUUUGGAAACAUUUUGACACUGACGGUAAUGGCUACAUUGAGGGGAAAGAGCUGGAAAACUUCUUCAGGGAGUUGGAGAUGGCUCGGAGAGGAGCAGGGGUGGACCCUUCAAACCCCACAUUCAGAGAAAAGAUGAAGGAGUUCAUGCAGAAGUUCGACAAGAAUAAAGAUGGACGAAUUGAGAUGUCAGAGCUGGCCCAGAUUCUGCCAACUGAAGAAAACUUCUUACUGUGCUUCAGACAGUUUGUCAGCUCCAGUGCUGAGUUUAUGGCGGCAUGGCGGCGAUAUGAUACAGAUCGCAGUGGCUACAUUGAAGCAAAUGAAUUGAAGGGCUUUCUGUCAGACCUGCUGGAGAAGGCUAACAGACACUACGAUGACCAGAAGCUCCAGGAGUACACACAGACCAUUCUCAAGAUGUUUGAUCUGAAUGGAGAUGGGAAGUUGGGCCUGUCAGAGAUGGCAAGGCUUCUUCCUGUUCAGGAGAAUUUCUUGCUCAAAUUCCAGGGUGUCAAGUUGACCACUGAAGAGUUCAGUGCCAUCUUCACAUACUAUGACAAGGACGGGAAUGGCUACAUUGAUGAGCAGGAGUUGGACGCCCUGCUACGAGACCUCUACCAGAAAAACAAGAAGGAGGUGGACUUGAAGAACCUGACGGGCUACAAGCAGAGCAUCAUGAGCCUGUCUGACGGAGGGAAGCUCUACCGUGGCGAGCUGGAAAUCGUCCUCUGCAGGGAGCCAAUUGUGUGACUCUUCCUGCUCUCUUGUUGUAUAUUUUCAUUUUCUCUGCCUGCCCCGCCCUGCUCUCCUAUGACCGCACCCAUUUUCAGCUGCCUGGCAACAUAUACCAGGUGCAUGUGCCAGACACCCACCUCCAUCGUUUCCCAACCCCCUGUCGAAGUUAUAACUUCAGAAUGAAUAACAAGUGCACUGUCAGCACGCAGAAGCUCUUCUUCCUUACCCUUAUUUUCUGCUAUCUGACCUCUCAGCCCUUACCAUGACAUGCCUGAAACCUCUAGCUUUUCACCUUUUCAACUCUCCCUCAUGUCCUGAACAAUUUCCAACCUCAUCCCCACCCAUGCUGUGCUUGAACUGCAACUCUUGUCCAAAAGUCCAAUCCUAUUAUUCCACAGAAAUUACCUUUUGACCUGUUGAUAACCCCUGAACCUUGACUGAUGCUUCAUUGACCCUUCCAUUCCUUUGCUCUUUCAACUUUGCAUUAGAGACAAUAUAUAGUGGAACAAAACUGCAGACAGCUGUGUUUGAAUUCAUCUAAUUUGUAGUCUGUGAUGGAACUGGUAUUGAUUUUUCUCUAUUUGUCCCAAAGCCCAAUUGUUCCAUUGCAAUUAUUUUCAUUUUCAAUGUUUGUUUUUGGCUGAUACUGUCUAUUGAAAAUAUUAAUAAAACUGUCUUAAGAUAAAAUUAGUUUUGACAUUGUUUGAA
Messenger RNA from Scatophagus argus, 1683 nucleotides. RefSeq names its product calbindin 2a (gene calb2a). The coding region runs from base 175 to 990 and encodes 271 amino acids. The record is from RefSeq and is a predicted model, not a curated record. Lineage: Eukaryota; Metazoa; Chordata; Actinopteri; Scatophagidae. Gene Ontology annotation, biological process: regulation of long-term synaptic potentiation; regulation of presynaptic cytosolic calcium ion concentration. Gene Ontology annotation, molecular function: calcium ion binding. Gene Ontology annotation, cellular component: dendrite; synapse; nucleus. The transcript has 11 exons.